GACACAUAUUUGCCAUUUACCCCGUGCCCAGACAUUUCUGCAGGCGUGAUAAAGUUCUAGCGUUCCUUUCUUUAAUUUCUUAUCGAAAAGCAUAGCAGCGCAGCUUUUGUUCUUUGCAUGUUCAUUAUUAUCAUACACAUCAUUCAUCAACAAGCGUUUGUGGCAUUGCAGCAACGCCUGGACAGUCGAAUUAACAAUAAUUUUUGUGGCCAUCUUUACUUGGAUCACUCCGGCACGGUUUCGUUGCGACAACAAGUUCUGACGACACACCACACCCUGCAAGCUUACUGAACAUCGAUGACCGGUUCCCUUGGAUACGGAGGGAGUCCAUUCUUUCGAAGCUUGAAUCAUCCUUCAGUGUGAAAUGUCAUCAAAUUUAAAUGUACCCCGCGAGGACUUCUUCAACGAUCCUUCACAACAAACACCCAAUUUAAGACGAGACAGCAGUCUGAGAGAUACGGGCAAUAUGGCAGGUGGAAUCGAUAGAAAUGGAGACUCGACAUUUCCAAAACCGAAGAGAAUUGCAUGUAUUAUAUGUCGAAAAAGAAAACUUAAAUGCGAUGGUUCAAAACCAAGUUGUUCAACGUGUGCGCGAUUGGGACAUGAUUGUGCUUAUGAUCCUGUGCGAAGAAAGUCUGGCCCGAAACGUGGCUAUGUGAAAGCAUUGGAAGAAAGAUUGAAACAAGUUGAGAACAUGCUCAAAUCACAAGAACCUACAACUACAACUACAAGUCCGAGUACAAGCAAUGCUAGCGGGGCUGGGUUACAGACCGCCCCUACCCCAGAUAUUAACGUCUCUAGUCCGAACAUUGGAGUAGACGGCGAGCGAUGGCGCUACAACAAUGAUGCUCAACCGACGUUGAAUGGCAUGGGAUUCUCGGCCAAUAUUGGUAUGGGAAUGGGGCUGGAUGACUUCCCCUCUACGUGGGAGAUGAUUGGUCUUGGGAUUGAGGAACCGCUACCCCUUCAAGAGGUAGUUGACGAGUUGCAUGAAAUUUACUUCGAUAAUAUUCACCCUUCCCUCCCAAUGAUUCACAAAUACCGGUACCUUGCUGCAAUGAAUCUUGCGCCAAAUCAACGACCCCCAGUUUCAUUACGAUAUGCAAUGUGGACGCUAGCAGCUUCCAGUUCAGAGAAAUACAUGGAUCUUAAAGACCACUUCUAUCACCGAGCCCGAAAAUAUAUGGAAAUGGAUACGUUGAAAGGAUUUGGAGAAAGCAUAAUUUCUGUCUCGCAUGCACAAGUUCAUAUUCUUUUAGCUUCCUACGAAUUCAAAAUGAUGCACUUCCCUCGAGCUUGGAUGAGCACUGGGGCUGCGAUUAGAUUAUGUCAAAUGAUGGGUCUACACAGACUUGAUAAGCCUGGUUUAGAAGUCAAGCAGUGUCUCCCACCACCGCGAGAUUGGACAGAAAGAGAAGAGAGGCGUAGAACCUUUUGGAUGGCUUUUUGCGAAGAUCGAUAUGCUAGUAUCGGUACUGGCUGGCCUAUGACUAUCGAUGAAAAGGACAUCACAUCGGACUUACCAUCUUCAGAAGAAGCUUUUAAUAUGAGCAGGCCGGAAAGAGCGCAAACUUUAGCCGAUUCAAUGAGUCCCCAGGGCGCCUCUAGGUUGUCACCAUUCGCUGGUGUUGUUUUGAUGGCUUCACUCUUUGGAAGAAAUCUCCUACAUCUCCAUCGCUCUGAUCCCGAUUAUCGUGACAAUGACUUGAAUGGGGAAUUUUGGAAGCGACACCGGCACAUGGACAAUAUUCUCCUAAAUACAUGCCUCUCUUUACCUUUCCAUCUUCGAUUGCCUCACGGAAUGGCUAAUCCUAAUACCGUAUUUUUAAACAUGAACAUUCAUGCUUCUACUAUCUGCCUACAUCAGGCAGCAAUAUUCAAAGCUCAAAAAAAUCGUUUACCUGAUACUGUCACCGCUGAAAGUAAAAUCAGAGCCAUUAGUGCUGCCAAUGAGAUCACAAGCAUGAUGCAGAUGAUCUCGCAUAUGGAUUUAUCAACUAUGAAUCCAUUCAUAUCUUUCUGUCUCUACGUAGCCGCACGCGUCUUUGUUAAACACCUCAACGAUACACCGAAGGAUUCCCCAGUUUCGGAUUCCCUAAGAUUUCUCUUGAAAGCCAUGAAUGCUUUAAAGAAGAAAAACCCUUUGACAGAGUCCUUUCUUGUACAAUUAGACGUUGAUUUAGAGGCCAUGGGAAUGCGCAAUAAUAAUAAAUCCAAGGAUGGAACCUGGGAUGAGAGUUUGAUGACUACUAAAGUAAAUACUCAACCUGGGUGUAACAUUACACAAUUCUUAGAGGGUAUAGGUCCGGAUGACUUCCAAGUGAUAGGUGACGGUCCUACUAAUCCUCAAGGGACACCACGCAGUAUUUCCACCGAUGCUGAACAAGGGGUUAGGGGAACAUCAACAAGCCCUGGAGUUGAUCCAUUUCCUCAAAGCUUCGACAUCGAACAGAGAGGCUGGCCUAGGAUGAACGAACACCUACCAACUCGAGAUUUGAGGCAAAGCGUACCUGUUAGUCAAGGCAGAGAACCGAACGGCAAUGUAUACGGCCACGAGGGUACAAGUGCUGGCACGAUAACGGGUCUAUCUUCCAAUACCGGCAAUAUCUCCAACCACCCAACACUCAAAUCUACUUCUGAAAGUCGACCUUCUAAUCUACAACAUGGACAGACCAAUAAGAAUACUGGAUCCUACGAAACUCGUCCAGCACCAGAUACGAAUCGCGAAGUUCGUGCCAUGGAUUCCUUUUUCUCGACACCCCCGGGCUAUAAUAACAUUACAGCUGGGUCGAAUAUAACACCAUCCGCAUAUAGUAUGCCAGAAACGCCUGGGAGGGCAUAUACAAAUACAGGUCCUUGGCCGCAGCAGACGACUACGGGGCUGACGCCGGUGGGCGAGGGGGUAUUUAGACAUCUGAUGGGGUUGGGACCCAUGGAUGCGAUGGAUAUUUGGGAGGGAGGUAAUUGAGUUACUGACUGUGAUAUUGAUAAAGUGAUGGGGUUUGGGUUUGGGUUUAAGUUGCUCGGAAAUAAUGCGAUAUGACAUGAUGUAUUUUGAAUUGGCUAUGGAUACAAAUAUGGCUCAGGGGAAAUAUCGAGGAAAGCAAUAUUAGCUUGCAUUGUCAUUGGCGUUGGAAUAUCAUAUUGGCUUCCUUAUUAGGACCUCUCUUUGGAUCAAGGGCGUAAUCGGGCUGCAGGUGAUAUCAUAGAGUAUACUGGAGGGGGGCGUAUGAUAUAUGAUGUAACAGUUUGGUUUUAACACUAUAAUUUAGAUAUCUAAGAUUCACCCA
Botrytis cinerea B05.10 is the source of this 3290-nucleotide messenger RNA. It is a transcript of the gene Bcprf, whose product is annotated as Bcprf. The transcript is spliced from 7 exons. Gene Ontology annotation, molecular function: DNA-binding transcription factor activity, RNA polymerase II-specific; zinc ion binding; DNA binding. NCBI's taxonomy places the organism in Eukaryota, Fungi, Ascomycota, Leotiomycetes, Helotiales, Sclerotiniaceae. Gene Ontology annotation, cellular component: nucleus. The record is from RefSeq and is a predicted model, not a curated record. The coding region runs from base 365 to 2968 and encodes 867 amino acids. Gene Ontology annotation, biological process: regulation of DNA-templated transcription; DNA-templated transcription.